UACACAGUUGAAUCUCACUGAAUGUGGUCAGUUUCUUGGCAGACCGUCAGACACACAGAGCUGAAGCCAGUGGGAGCUAACGCAGAAUGGAUUUACAACAAAUUCAGACACUAGGACUUAUUUUCUGUGUCUCCUGUCUCAUCUUGUAUUUAAGCUUGAAGAGAUUUUGGAGAUAUGAGAACCUUCCUCCUGGACCAACACCCAUUCCACUGCUGGGGAACGUCCUUGAUAUAGGAGUAGGAGGUAUAGUGAAAUCCCUGCUGAAACUCAGAGAGAAAUACGGUGAUGUGUUUACCAUCUAUCUUGGGUCCCGUCCAGUUGUGGUUGUCACUGGAUAUAAAUCAGUGAAAGAAGUCUUUUUAGACAAUGGAGAUGAUUACUUAAAUCGCGGGGACAUACCAUGCUGGCAGCCUUUCUACAAGAAUAGUGGACUGGUAUUUACCAGCAACAUGGAAAGGUGGAGGACGCUCCGUCGGUUUACCAUGCCUGCUCUGCGUGAUUUUGGCUUUGGGAAAAGGAGCACUGAAGACCGUAUUCAGGAAGAGACAAGCAGCCUGGUGGCAGAGCUGAAGAAUACUAAAGAAUCAUUCUUUGAUCCUCGGCACUGUUUCAGCAGAGCUAUUUGCAAUAUUAUUUUCUCCAUCAUGUUUGGAAAUCAUCACGAAUAUGAGGAUGAGGACAUAGAUAAUGUUUUGUCUUAUGUAAAUGAAUCAUUAAUGAAUGUCAGCUCAGCCUGGGGACAGAUGUAUGACAUGUUUCCAAGGCUGAUGAAAAUGAUUCCCGGGCGCCACCACAGGACAUAUAUUCUACUAAAGAAGCUCAGCCAGUUUGUAGAAACCAGAAUCCAAAUGAACUUGGAAUCUUUUGAUCCUGAUAACCCGAGAGAUUAUGUUGAUGCUUUCCUCAUUAAAAUGGAAAAGGAGAAAGUUAACCCAGACAGUGAAUUUAACAUGAAGAAUUUAUUGGCAAACACCUUACAGAUCUUCUUUGCUGGGGUGGAUACUGUCAGCACAACACUGGCCUAUGCUGUCUUAAUUUUUCUGAAACAUCCUGAUGUCCUUGCCAAAGUCCAUGAUGAAAUUGACCGUGUCAUUGGCCGACAUCGCAGCCCAGCUUUGCAAGACCGGAACAGCAUGCCUUAUACUGAUGCAGUGCUCCAUGAAAUUCAACGGUUCAGUGACCUGGCUCCAUUGAGUUUACCAAGGAAAACAAUAAAAGAAGUGAAGCUAAAAGGAUACACACUUCCAAAGGAUAUUGAUGUUUUCCCAGUACUGACAUCUGUGCUGAAAGAUCCGUCCUGUUUUAAGUACCCGACAGAAUUCAACCCCGAAAAUUUCCUCAACGAAAAGGGAGAGUUUCAGAAAAAUAAUGCCUUCAUGCCUCUAGCUGCAGGAAAGAGAAACUGCCUCGGAGAGCCCCUGGUACGAAUGGAACUGUUCCUCUUCCUUAUCACCAUCCUGCAAAAUUUUAACUUGAAGUCCUCUGUGCCACGGGAAGAACUGGACCUGACACCCGAUGUAUCUGGACUGGUGCACUUUCCCAAACCAUACAAAGUCGCCUUUGUCCCUCGUUAAAUACUAAAUUGAGCUCAGAACAUUAAAAUGCCCAUUCCAGAUUAUUUUGAAGUAUACUAGGUUUGCUUGUGGAUAAUUUAAGGUAUAGUCUUUGCUUGCUUCAUUCAUAAUGUAGUGUACAAUUAAUCUAAGUAUAUAUUUACAUGUGUACAUGUGUACAGAUGUGUCCACAUACACCUUUCCCCAAUUUAGCCGUAUGGUCAAAUUAUCAAUGCAAUUUAAUCUGCGAUUUAGCCAUGCCUUGUGAUUCUACUUACAAUAUGCUACUUUAAUCUGCUACUUUAUACAAAUUGCUGGUGGAGCAUUUUAGCCAUGUUAAGCAUUUCUAUAUAUAAUAUUUGAUUGUCUUAUAUCGCAUUGUCAUCAGGGAUAAAACGUACAUAGAAGAUGGUCUUAUAGUGCCUUAUAUGCCUCAAGACACCAUGUGCACAUUCAGUUGGCUCUGAUGACAUCACCCAGUGACCCUUCACCAAGACAUAUCUAACAUAGAAAUAAGAAUAGAGUAAGUUUACGGUUGCAAGAAUUAUUCCAGGAUAUACAUUAGCUGACUCAAAUAUAGAAAUAGUCCCAAACAUAAUGCAUAUAUAUCAGUUCACCUAUCCAGAAUGAAGGUAUAAAGAAGCAGCACUCAAAUAUAUACCUUUCAUUACAUUUAUUAAUGAAAGGUAUAUAUCACUUAUUAGGGCUCUUAGAAGUUAUGCAUACCUUUCAAUAAUAAUUUUUUUUUCACUUAUCAAUAUUGCUGUACUGUGCUAUACACAGUUUUAGUAAGGUGAAUUCACUUAUUUUAUGUAUAUGACCAGGGGUGUAACUAGAAAUUUGUGGGCCCCAUGCAAUAUCCUGAAAGUUCCCCCAUCCCAUGCCAUUGUCACUACAAUGCCCCUUAGGGAAGCAGGAGAGAGAGAGUGAGCAGAGUGAGGGUGGGAUUUACUAAAGGAAAAAUGCGGUAAAACCCUUGUUUUACCGCAUUUUCAUAUGUACUAACUCCCGAUCGCCGCGUUUUCUCACCAUAGGGUAUCGCCAUCUUUUUAUGCCGAUACCCUGUAGAAGUCUAUGGGAUUCUUACUGCCGCCGCCGGAUCCUGCCGCAUCCCGCCGCCACCAAGCACCACUCACGACGACCCCCCCCAUUCCCCUCCGGCACACCUGAGCCGCUGCUGGUGUAGCCCCCUCCUCCUUCUCCCCCGCAUCACAGCCUUGUCUCCUUCCGGCUGCAGGGGGAGGCGGAGGAGCCCGGGGUCUCCCUGCACACGUCACCUCCCGAGUCUGGGAGGUGACGGAGACCCCCGCCGACCCCCACUGACCCUGGCAGACAUCAUCGCUGGGGGCCUCCUAUACCGCAUUGCGAUACUAAUCGCAUAUGUUAGUACAUAUGCGAUUAGUAUCGCUGCGGUAGGCGGCGAGGGGCGGCGAUGUCUUAUAGUACAUCCCGCCCUGAUAGAGAGAGAGAGAGAGAGAGAGAGAGAGAGAGACAAAGACGGUGUCAGGUGCAGAAAGAGAAAGAAAGGAGCAAGACAGAGAGGAAAGGGGGUUCAGAGAGAAAGAGAGAGAAAGAAAGAAAGAGGUGAGAUGGGAGAAAGGGAGGUUAGAGAGAGAGAGAGAGGGAGAGUUAGAGAGAGAGAGAGGGGAGGAGCAAGAGAGAGGGAGGGGAGGGAGCGGGAGUGAGAGUGUAUCAAGGAGGGAGGAAGAGAGAAAGAGAUGGGAGCAAGAGAAAGUGAGAAUGUCAGGGAGAGACAAAAAAGGAGAUAGAGGGUGUCAGGGAGAGAGAGAGAGAGAGAGAGAGAGAGAGAGAGAGAGAGAGAGUGAAAGAGAGAGUGUUCAGGAGAAAAAGACAGUGUCAAGAAGAGAGAGAGAGACACUGUCAAUGAGAGAGAGAGAGACAGUGUCAAGGAAAGAGGAGAAAGAGACAAAGUCAGGGGAGAGGGAGAGAAAAACAAUAUGAGAGAGAGGGAGGGUGUCAGAGAGAAUGGAAAGGAGCAGGAGAGAAAGCAAUGGGAGUGAGCAAGAGUGAGAGAGUGUGUCAGGAAUGAAGGGAGAAAGAGAGGGGAGUGUGAGAGUGUCAGAGAGAGAGACAAAGGGAGAAAGAGAGAGAGUGUUGGGGAGAUAGCAAGACAGACACUGCCAAAGAGAGAGAGAGAGAGAGAGAGAGAGAGACAGUGUUAAAGAGAGACAGUGUCAGGGAGAGAGAGAGUCACUGCAAGAGAGAGAGAGAAAAAGUGUCAUGGAGAGAGAAAUACAUAGUCAGAAAGAAAGAGGGUGUCAGAGAGAGAGGGAGGAUUAGAGAGAGGGGAGCAAGCAGGAUUGAGAGAGUGUAAGAGAGGGAGGGAAAGAAAGAGAGAGGGGAGUAAGGGAGUGUCAGGAAAAAAAAGAUGGAGAGAGAAAGAACAAGAGGGAGAGGGUGUCAGAGAGAGAGAGAGAGAGAGAGAGGGUGUCAGGAGGGGAGAGAGAGAGACACUGCCAGAGUGACCGUGUCAGGGAGAAAGAAACCAUCUCAGGAAGACAGAGGGAGACAAUGUCAGAGAGGUAGAGAGAGAUAUUGUUAUACAGAGAGAGAAACAGUGUCAGGAAGAGAUAGAGAGAGAGAGAGUCAUAGUAUCAGAGAAAGAGAGAGAGACAGUAUCCGAGAGAGAGGGAGAGACAGGGUCAGGGAGAGAGAAAGAGUGUGUCAGGGAGAGAGAAUCUAAGCGUAAGGAAGAGAGAGAUGGAGAUAGAGCGUCAGAGAGAGAGAGAGAGAGAGAGACAUUGAUAGGGAGAGAGACAAUGUCAGGAAGAGAGAUACACUGUCAGAGAGAGAGAGAGUCAGGGAGAGAGUCUGAGUGUCAGGAAGAGAGACAUUGCGACAGAGAAUAUCAGAGCGGGAGAGAGAGAGGAGCAAGAGAGAAAGUGUAAGGUAGAGGGGGGUGAGGGAAAGAGAUGGAGGGAGGGUGGGAGCAGGAUAUAAGCAGUACCUGACUACAGCAGCAGACGUCUCGGAUGUGGGCGGUCACUUUAUGGAAAUACCUAAAUACCUGCAAAUCACACCACUGCUCUGCUCUGCUGUCGGAACUUGAAACCAGCCAGGUAGGGCCCCCAUCCUUGCUACACCCUCCAGAUAGCUGCAUCCUGGGGAGGGGAGCAGUCGGAGGAAGGGGAAGUGGAGCUAUUGCGGGGAAGGGGGGGGGGGGGUCCCGUGGGCAGGGUGCAGGGGGAGCAGCGGGCCCUUGAAGCAGCUAGGGCCCUAUAGCAGCUGCACCCCCUGCAUCCUCUGUAGUUACGCCAUUGUAUAUGACUGACGGACUGCCUAUGUUACUUUCUAAUUUAAGUGGUGCCUUCUAACCAAUCAUAUACAUAUAUGAAAUGUAGAAAAACAUGUAAUUUAUAUAAAUAGACAUACACACACACACACACACACACACACACACACACACACACACUAAUACAAUGCCAUAAAACCUAUAGCUAAAAUUUGCUCACAAGACUGUAAACCAGGGGUGGCCAAACCAGUCCUCAAGAUCUACCAACAGUUCACAUUUUCCAGAUCACCUAGCUGGUGCACAGGUGUAGUCAUUACUAAUUAAGACGUGCUGCAUUCAUUCCUAACUGACAAUUCUACAGGUCUCCAGGAGGCCUGGAAAACAUGAACUGUUGGUAGAUCUCGAGGACCGGUUUGGCCAGCCCUGCUGUAAACCUUUGUAAGGUUGUCUGUAGUGUUGACCUUGUGUGAAGAAGCACAGACUAAUAUUUCCAUACCUCCCAACAUGACCCUCUCCAGGAGGGACAAAAUGUUCUACUUCUGGUCUUUUCUCUUAAUGUAUGAUUGCUGGCACCUGUGUUGAAAAGGUUAAUGGAUAAGAAAGGUGUUUCAGCACAGGUGAUGGCAAUCAUACAUUAAGAGAGAAGUCCAGGAGCAGAGCAUUCUGUCCCUCCUGGAGAGGGUCAUGUUGGGAGGUAUGUAUUUCUGAUAUCUAGAGUAAUUGUAAUGUGCCACUGCAUACAGAUAAUCUAGAAGAGUAACCAUUCAAAGUACUGAUAGUAACAAAAACUGAGUAUGAGUUAGGGUUACGGUUGUUAGAUCGACACAGCUUAGGUCGACACUCAUUAGGUCGACCACUAAAGGUCGACAAUGACAUUAGGUGGACAUGCAUUAGAUCAACAUGGCCGUUAGGUUGACAUGUACUAGGUUGACAGGUCAAAAGGUUGACAUGAGUUUUUCACAUUUUGUUUCCACUUUUUGCAUUUUUUUCAUACUUAACGAUCCACGUGGACUACGAUUGGAAUGGUAAUCUGCCCGAAGCAUGGCGAGCGAAGCGAGCAAUGCGAGGGGACACAGUGCACUCAUUUCUGUUCCCCAUCACUUUACGGAGAAAACGGCACCAAAAACAGUAAAAAACCUCAUCGACCUUUUGACCUGUCGACCUAGUACAUGGCGACAUAACGCCCAUAUCAACCAAAUGCAUGUCGACCUAAUGGCAAUGUUGACCUUCAGCGGUCGACCUAAUGAGUGUUGACCUAAAUUGGGUCGACCCAAUGACCCAUACCCAUGAGUUUCGCUAAACAAACUUUCAAGCAGAUUUACCAAACCUUAUAAAGCUUAAACGAUCUGUGUGGUUCUGUUGUAAUUUUAUAAAACUGUAAGAUGAUUUACGUAAUGGAUAAUUAAAUAUUAUAAUAUACUUGUUUAAA
Molecule: messenger RNA, 6235 nt
Organism: Pseudophryne corroboree (corroboree frog)
Lineage: Eukaryota; Metazoa; Chordata; Amphibia; Anura; Myobatrachidae
Product: cytochrome P450 2G1-like
Exons: 9
Coding region: 87-1574 (495 amino acids)
Biological process (GO): xenobiotic metabolic process; epoxygenase P450 pathway
Cellular component (GO): intracellular membrane-bounded organelle; cytoplasm
Molecular function (GO): heme binding; oxidoreductase activity, acting on paired donors, with incorporation or reduction of molecular oxygen, reduced flavin or flavoprotein as one donor, and incorporation of one atom of oxygen; iron ion binding
Source: RefSeq, a predicted model, not a curated record